Messenger RNA from Spirometra erinaceieuropaei, 9263 nucleotides. NCBI's taxonomy places the organism in Eukaryota, Metazoa, Platyhelminthes, Cestoda, Diphyllobothriidea, Diphyllobothriidae. The record is from the annotation of a GenBank genome assembly.
AUGCCCCGCAGAGCACGUGCUAAACGGCGAAAGCUUGCGGCCUCCCCACCGUCUCUGGGUGCUAAAAUUGUGACCGAAGACAUUGCAGGUGCCAGCGUAUGUUCUUCGCCGUCCGCAGAUCUGAUUAACUCACAAAUCCCUUUAGUACAUGUAGAACCUCUUGACCCUUCAGUCGUCCAACAGUACGCCUCUGCUAGUCGUAGCAGGCCAUCAGCCGGCGAAAUAGUCGACCAGUUGAUCUAUGGCGACAUAAACAGCACUUCUGACAAAGUCAUUGAACAAGCUUUUAAACUUAUUGGGGUAACAAUUUCGGAAAGUGAGGAAAGAAUUAAACGCAAGCAUAAUUUCGUACUGCGAAACAUUCCGAACCAAUUAUCUGCUAUGGAGGGAGCGCAUGUGUUCCUACAAAGUUGUGGCUUGAGUAUCAGUGUCGCACAAGCUAAGCGACUUCGCUCGCUGAGCCGUAAUGCGCCGAUACUAGUGACCCUUUUCUUCAUGAUAGAAGUCGAUUUUAUCUUGUCGAGUAGGGAGAUAACUAGAGACUUCUGCCGUAAAUGGCGCUGCUACGUUUCGCCAGACUUCACACCCCUGCAGCGAAGACUGAAUAAAUUUAUUUCGGCAAAAACCAGCACUAAGAUAAUGACAUCUACUGUCAGUCUGAAUAAGUCCUCUACAACACCAUCUGCGGCAUCUGCACAUCAUGGCAUAGUCAAUUCCGUAGGAAACUCGACUACUUUUAAUGCUGAGCUCUUUAAAAACACCAUCACGCCUGGUAUAAACACGCCUCUAUCGACUCCCCCAGCAACUCCUAGUAAGCCUAAACAUGUGUCUAAGUUAAAGGCAAAUCCAAUUGCUGUCUCAGCCACUCGGACACCCAAUAAAUCCAGCACCAUUAUAAAAUCUUUUCCUCCACAAUCGGCUAACAGUGCCUAAAAUACCCCGACUCAAAACGUAGCGGGUUCGCAACUGCCCCCCAGCCCUCAUAUCGAGGCAGUUAGGCCGAAAUGCCGAUUUUUCCGCCGUUUAAUAAAACUCUUGCUCCAAUGUAAACAAUGCGUCCCCCACCCCCUAAAUUGUUUCCUCCACGGCCGUUUUACCAAUUUAUGCCUCAUGAUAAUGUCCAUACUGAAUCAGUUAAUUCAUCCUAUCCUCAGUUUCGUUCUGGCGGGAAUACGUUGCAGUAUCUGGCCCGCGGAUUUCCAGCUGAAAAUAAGUUAGCUAACAAUGGUUACCAGUUCACCUGCCCGUCAUUCCCUCCCCCAAGUCCUACUCAUUUUAUCCGCGUCAGAAGCUUUCGAUGCCACAAAAUUUUUUGCAAAACCGGAUGGUUGCAUCCGGACCAUUUGCUCCGUGGGCAGCCCAGAACUGGACGAUGUAGCCCACCUCCCUCAGAAACAAACGGGCUCUCCCUUCAAAGUUUUUGUUUUAAAUGCCAGAUCCUUGCUUAAUAAGAUGCCUUUGCUUCAGACUCUAGUCUUCGUCCAUUGUCCAGAUAUCGUUUUAAUAACUGAGACCUGGGCAUCUGCAUCCGUAGCUUCUAAGCUCUUAUUUCUUUCGAACUGACCGCCAAGAUAGCCGUGGUGGUGGCUGCUGCGUCUACGUUAAGCAAACACUUACAUUUUUGCCGUUGGACCUCCCGCAAUUUUCCGCAGUAGAAGGCAGCUGCUGGCUCCAGGUUGCACUAAAAAAAUAAGUUCUCCUUACUCGUUGGCUGCAUUUAUCGUCCUCCCAACGCCAACGACAAUUCUGAUCGUUUACUCUCACAGGCAUUUCAUGCUGCGGCCGACUCAAGCUUUAAGUAUCAAUUGGUUGCGGUUGACUUUAAUCUCCCCGAAGUCCGCUGGUCUCCGCCUUCAGGCCCAAGAAGGUUCGAAGACAUUCUUGAGGCUGUAGAUGUUGGGAUGUGGAAUCAGGUUGUCGAUGUUCCCACCCGAGGCUCAAGCAUACUUGACUUAAUUUUCGUUAAAUUCGUUAAAUGUCUCGAAACUUUUCUCUAGAAAAUUACGAACUCAUAGAAAGACGCUGCAUCCCAUCCUCCGAGACGCUCUCGGAAAUCCCAUAGUUGAUGCCCAGUUAACCGCUGAUAGCUUCAAUGAUUUCCUGUCCAAGACGUUCAUUGAAGACUCGACCACUCCGCUUCCGACCAUCCAGCCAUUGACCGGGGCAGUUCUAGAAACUAUGACUUUCACUCUGUGGGAUGUGCCUAUUGCGAUUCGGCGUUUUCGUCAAUCUUAUAGUCCAUGCCCUGAUGGUGUCCCAGUAAGCAUUUUAAAAGCCGAUGCAAACACGGUCUUCCCAUCCCUCUUAUGCAAGAUAUUUAAUCUUGCUAUUGAAAGUGAAACUUUUCCUACCUUGUGGAAGGAAUCACACAUUCUGCCCAUUCCUAAUCACGGCAAAUCUACAUCAUUUGAUGACUUUCGGCCAAUAAACACCCUCCCCGCAGUUUCGAAGAUCUUAGAGACACUGAUCAAAGAUAAAUUUAUGUGUCACUUAACAGUCACUAACCUGCUCAGUGCUGCUCAGCAUGGAUUUCUCAAAGCUCGAUCUUGUGACACCUGUCAACUUUCUUUCUUUGACAAUGUUCUCCAAUCUAGGGACAAUGGUUUUGCACUUUGCACUGUAUAUUUCGAUUUCACUAAGACUUUUGAUCGUGUUGACCAUGCUCUUCUUCUCUUUAAACUGUCCUCUUUCGGAAUAGGUGGCAAACUUUUGAAGUUUAUAUCCUCUUACCUGGACACUCGUACACAACGAGUUAAGAUUUCCAAUACCAUCUUCAACCCCACACGUGUGAGGUGUGGAGUCCUUCAGGGUAGUGUACUCGGCCUGCUUUUAUUUUGCCUUUUCGUUAAUGAUGUACCCGAUUUAUGUCAGAAUGGUAAGCCUUUCAUGUAUGCCGAUGAUCUUGAAGUUGCAUAUCGAUAUAAACCGGCAGAUCGUGACAUAGUGCUUAAGCUCCUAAAAAUCGACCUGCAGGCUUUCGUCCAGUGGCGCCUUUCUCUUUCUUGGCACAAGUGCUCAGUCAUGGUGGUUGGCGACGACCACCAGCCUCAACUAAAUAUUGAAGGUCACUCCAUAAAUGUGCCCAGGGUUAUAAAAGAUCUGGGCAUAUCAUACUCCAAGAGUCUCAAUCUCUCGGAGCACUGUGCCUCGAUAGUCUCCAAAGCACGCAGAACGACCGGGUUUAUCCUCCGAAACUUUAAAACUAGGGACAUCAGAAUGCGCCUUUACAACAUGUACGUUAGACCUGGUCUGGAAUACUGCUCGUUUUUAUUUAGCCUCAUGCGUGCUACUGAGUGGAAGAAAAUAGAAUCCGUUCAACACUUUUUACCAAGAGAAUUCUAGCCGCGGAACGCCGACAUUUGUCUUACCAAGAACGUUGCCGGCUUACGGGCCUUGAUCCUUCAUGGUUCCGAAGAUUACAAAAGGGACUAUUUUUGCUAUUUAAACUCUUAUAUAGUCACACAUUUAACCCACUCACUUCUUUAAGACAUCAUAUCCACCCACGACGUAACAGUCACCGUGAGGUCUUCUUACUUCUGCCUCUGGCACGUACUGUUAAAUAUCGUCGGUUCUAUUCUGUAAAUGCAAUUGCUAUUUGGAAUAAACUACCAAUGAGUGCGAAAACUCUGCAAAAUUAUCCUUUAUUUAAGAGAACUAUUACUCGAUUUUUGCAUUCAGAAAAGCUUCCUCAAAUUUUGUGUGCUGAAUCCACCGAACGACUGCACCGUAGCGAUGGCGUUUGUGGUCUCUGAACACUAUGGCCGGUCUCACCAGCUGUUCCUCAACGCCUCUACUUUGACUAUCCCCAAUUUCAUGAAAGGAAUUGACAGCCGAUGAUCUCCGAUACCGUGCAAACCCCCUCCCCCCCCCCUUCUUGACGGUCCAAUAUAUGCCGCCAGCAGUUUUUUUUCCUGAACCUUUCAAACCAUAAAAACCAUCAUCAACUAUAUUUUUAUUCUUCAGGAGUUUUUUUCACUGCUGGUCGGAUUAGUGUUUAAUCGCUUCCCUUGACAAUGCCUGUAAACUGGCAUUUAACAAAUUAAAUUAAAAUUAAAAUUAAAUUAAAGAGGGCAUGGUCGUACCGACUCGGGCCCGCUGCCAUCGGAUCUGGUUGUAGUGACGAACUCAGAUGUCAUCACUAACGUCGACAUUAUACAACAUACUGCCUCCAUGUGCUACUAUUGUUACCCCAAUCCGGUCUGGGAACCCAAUUCGAUAAACAGGAGCGAAGACAAGUGUUCUGACGGAAAACUUGUUCCGAGACAGGCGAAGUUAUCUGCGCGGUGUGCACCUUGACAGGAAUGAGUGCAUGAAACGUUGUACGUAGUUUUCAGCCCAUCAAAGCUUCGACAGGAGAAAUGCCACGAGGGGACGCCGGGUUCGGUUUUGUCCUCUAAGAAAACAGGAUAGCCUGGACUAUCUCCUCCGUGGUCUCCUUCCCACGAGCUUUCAAGAGGGCUCUCUUAAACGUGUCGACAAAUCUCUCCGCCUGACCGUUAGACUGAGGAUGGUUGGGCGGGGAGCGAUGAUGCUGGAUGUUGUAUUGGUGGCACAAAUCCUCAAAUGUCGACGAAGUUUACCGAGAGCCAUUAUCUGAAACCAGGACUUCCAAUAGGCCAUGCUGGCUGAAAACGCGUCGUAUGAAUGAGAUAGUGGCAGAUGCGGUCGCUGGAUUUAGCGGGACAAUAUUGGGCAUAUCGAGUAGGCGCAAACCACGAUUAGGUAUGCGAGUCCUUCAAGUGGGCCAGCGAAGUCGAUAUGCACGCGUGACCUAGGCCUCUAUACUGGUUGCCUGGGUGCUGGUGAUUGACGAAUCCGCAUCUUGCCAGCUUGUUAACAUCUUGAACACCUUCAAACUAGGUCGUCGAUGUCGCUGACGAUACCCGACUAGAAAGAUUGUCAACAUGGUUUGAGAUUUGUCAAUGACGUGAAGUGACGACCGUGCGACAGCUUGUGGAACUUCUUGACGGCAAACACGUGGGCUAGAGCUUCCUUCUCUUUUUGCCCGUAGUUCUUCUCCGCAGGAGUUAGCGUGCGAGAUGCAGGCAUGAUUGCCUUUUCAAACGUGUCAGGAAAAGUAUGUGAGAUGACGAUACCAAAUCCAUGGUUUGGAGCAUUCGCAGCAGCAGCGAUCGGUAACGUCGGGUCGUAGUGUGAGAACAGCAGAUCUGAACUCAGCAUCGAUUUUAGCUGUGCGAAGUUCUUUUAACAGUCGGAGGACCAGCUCAUGUAGCAUCGUUCUGCAGCAGAUGUUCGAGUGGGGCAGCGAGGGCAGGCGGGCGCUAGAGUAACUAUGCAGCUCAAGGAACGGACGACGUUGCGAUACAAUCUUGAGGCAGUCGUCCGUUGGAUGGCACGAAUGUUUUCGGGACCUUGAUGGCGACCAGUGAAAUCAAAAACGUAUCCAAGAUACCUUAUGGAGUACAGAAAGAAUUGGUUUUUUUCCGCUCGCACGCGUUCGCGUACUGCGUACACUCGGUUUUGCAAUUGGGCAGGGGAGCGUCCCACGAUGAUGAUGCCGUCUAGGUGCCCCGCUGUGCGAAGAAUGCCGAAGAGCAUUGCGCUCAUCGUUUGUUGAAAUUCAAUUCAAUUCAAAUGUAGCCGGGGCGGUAUUAACAUCAAAGGGCAACCUGGUAUACUGAAAGAGACCGUGGUGGGUGUCGGUGGUAAAUUAUUCGCGCGACUCUGGUGCGACCCCGAUCUGCAAAUUCGCAUCAGCGAGAUCCAACUUGGUAAAGCAAGCACCACCAUUCAGCACGGUUAAAAUAUCAACCGGAAAGGGCAGUGGAUAGCAGGCCGGUGGAGAGGUCAGCACAGAUGCGGAUCGAACCAUUGGGCCUCUUAAAGACAGCCAUUGGAGCGGCUCAGGCGGAGUAGGAUACAGGAACUAGAACUCCUAGUUCCUCCAGACGUUUCCGUUCAGCCUCGACAAGUGGUGAGGCUGCAUAAGGGUCUGGUCGCUUUGGACUGAAGAUUGGUUGACUUCUAAGAGACAGAUGUAGCACGGCUUAAGUGUAUGUGCAACGACCCAGGCCUUCUUGGAUUACUGGGACAAACCGUUGGAAAAUGCCCUUGGCUGGAUCGGAAACCACCGCGGGAAUCUUUAUCUGGCUGAAAACAACGACGAGCGUCAUAGCGACCAAACCAAACUGUUAAAUCCUGUGGAGGCCAAGUACGUUGAAGUCAGACUUGGUGACGAAGCAGACCGCAGUGAUGUAAGUACCGCGGAUCGAGACACAGCAUUGCAGUUGCCCCAUUAGCUGGACUACACCACAGCACCUAGCUGUGGCGGACUGGGAAUUCUGAUGCAUCGUAUGGCCGCCAAUAGACUGCCAGAGUCUCUCCGAGAUGAUGGUGAGGUCUAAGACAGUGUCCAGUUGUAGGUAAAUUGCGUGGCCAUUUAGCAGGGCGUAAACAAACCUCCUACGACCCGCCGCAUUGAGAUGAAAAGUGGCCAAGUGACUGAGUGAAUUUCCGACGGACUGGGAUUUGGACUUGCGCUUUGACCAGAAACGGUGCCUGGGACUAGAAGUGGCAGGGGCGGGCUUGCUUCUAGAAACUGGUGUUGAUUCGCGGAAUCUAUGACGGUGUCCAACCUGAUUACAGCCUUGGAAGAGAUGCUGGCGAAAUGUGCAGUCCCGAUGGAAAUGCCAUGCGUCGCAGUACCCACAAGCAGAUGGUGGCGAUCUCGCCUUGCACACCUGAGAGGGCCGCGUAACAGGAAGCGAUUUGGCCGCUGUGACCGUAUGGGCUGAGCAGGAUUUGACAGGGUUCUGGGUCAUGGUUGAGUGGUGCUUGAGGUUUGUCAACAUUUGACACUCCGCCACCUGCUGUUGGAUUGUGAUUGACUUGUCCUGCUACACUUUGGAUAGCACACGUCUUUGGGUGUCAGCAUCCUAAUGGGCAGGAGGCAUUUACUCUGGUCUCCUGUGAGAGAACCGAGUUAAAACGCCCACACUUACGAUUGGCAAUGCCGGCAUACGUGAUGAAGUCGUCAGAUUCCCGUUUGCACAUUUAAAGGCAUUGAAACUGAGUGUUGAACAGAGAUGACUGCUCACGGAAAAUCAGCGACAACGUCUGCAUCGUAUCCGUAAAAUUGACUUCUUGGGGUUCUUAGGGUGAAUGAAAUUAGCAUGACGCUCCUGUUCAACCAGGCCCAGACUGCGGAGUAGGAACCGUACUUUCCAUUUAUUGUCCCGGGUAGCCAUACCGACAGAGGACAAGACUUUGCAUCUUUUGUACCAGGAAUCAAAGGUGAUUCGGGCCGGUGGGUCAUACAGAAACUCAGUGAUGCUGUCGACAAUGUGAUCGACAGAAUGUGAACCACCUAUCGCGCUUGAUUGGCUCAUGGAUAAGUUGGACAGCGUAACGGACGGAGUUCCAUCUGCUUCAGCUUUUGUUGCAAAAUCUGCUGUCUCUCAAUUGGGCAAUAAUUACAAUGGAUAUGGGUGCAAUGCAGACUCUGCGUAUACAAAUACCCUUGAUAUAUCUCCCCACGUCCGACAAAUAUCACCGAAAGACACUCGCAAAUGUGGUUUCAUAUGUAACAAUUUCAUCUUAAAUGCACUUAGAAUACAACUUUUCAAAAUGUAUGCUUUACCUCUACUAGAUUAUUGUUCAGUUUUCUUCGGUAUAAUGCCCUCAGACGGUCGAAAGAAACUAGAAGGCAUUCAGCGACGUUUCACUUGAUCUUUGUCCAAAAGGGAUAACACCCAAGGUUCAUACUUAGAACUAUAUCAUAAAUACGGUCAUCGACCACUCUGAAUCAGAAGACUCCAAAAUGAUCUAAACUUCCUAUUUAAGGUCACUCAUGACCAAAAUAUUCUCAAAAUGAAUUUACUAGCAAACCGAAACGCCCCCAGAAGCACCAAAAAUAACGAAGAUAUUGUAAGGAUACCCAAAUUCACAAAGUCCCAACGGUCGAAUUUCUACACCAUAAGAUAUGCCACUAUCUGCAAUGCUCUUCCAAGUUCUAUCCGGAAAAGUCGAACCCUAAUCGAGUUUAAAAUAAAAACUAAGAAAUUCCUUUCAAAUAACAAUACACAUUUAUUUUUGAAUAAAAUAGGACAUUUUUCAAGUCAAUUCUUUAAUCUAGAAUUUGGUACGAAAGGGUUCUGAUGAUACCAGCCGCUUGUGAAACACCGGAACAUAGCACUAAAAAUAAUCAAAUGUAUGAAAGAUAGCAUCAUUGAUAAACAUAGAACAAAUAGUGAUAUUCUUUCUUUCCUCCCUUCAUCGUUUAUAUCGGUUAUAUAACCUGACACUAAAUAUCCCUUAAGGAGCUAAGACUAACAUCCAUUUCGAUAAAACCCUACUUAUUAGUUGUACGUAAGUCUAUAUUAAAGUUAUACUAAAAAGAUGUACAACUAUAUUAGAUCAUAGUAAACAGUCGACCAUUAAUUCUAUAGUGUCAUAUUCACAAGAAUCAAUAUGAUACAUAAUUCAAUAUUAUUUUGACAACUUUGAUUGUGACUUACUAUUGAAUGUAUCUCACUCCUGAAAUAUAUUAAUCUUUUCCAGCACUUAGUCCGGACAAUUAUGACAAGCCUCCAGGAAAACACGAAGGAAAUGUGCGACCGCCGAUUUACAGCUGGCCAGAUGGACUGACUGUAGGAAGUUCUAGAAGGCCCUACCACGUGCGGCCGCCAUCUUGGAGAAGGUUCAAGAAAGCGCGCCCCUAAAGGGGCGUGCCGGCCGAACUUUCCAAUAUUUAUACGCCAGGCGUUUAGUCGCAAUUUGGCCACUCACGAAAAGUAUACAUAUAAUAAAUUAUUAUAACGUUAAAAUUAAGGAAGAUAGCCCUGGCAUAAGUUUGUUUAACUUUCCACCCUCGAUCUACCCUCAACCAAUCAACAAUGGCGGACCCAAUCUUGUCGACUUCCGCUCUGGAAAAGCUAUAAAUACGGGCGAGGAUUAACCCCCAACAACCCCGUGGCAGGCCGCCAACCUUCGGACGUGGGACCUCUGUCGCUGUCUUCGUUGGAUCCCCGUGCCUCCGCCAAUUCCGCUGGACAACCUCUCCUUCCCCCAGUUUAUUUUUUGUAAUUAGGUUUCCCCUAUUAGUCUCCUAUUGUACAUAGGCGUUCCAGUACAUAGAAGUUACCAAAGCCUUACUUUCCUGGGCCGUCUCUCGUACUGACAUUCGGACUCGUUACAUAUUGGUGGCAGCGGUGACCACUAUGUCGGACAAUCUAGUGGCCAAACUGGUUAAGGAGCUGCAGAAGCUGGGUCUGCAACAGCCGUCUGCAAACAUGCCACAAUAA